AUGCAUUGGAAAUUUGGAGAAAGGAUUCCUUACUGUGAAGAUAAGAAAAUCCUAGGAGAAAUACAUGGAUAUUUAGACAUAGCUAACUAAAUGAAAUAUUUAGACAAAACUAAGACUUAUCAAGAAAUAGUAGAAAUGAUUAAAAAGUAAUCAAUACCAGAAUAUUACAAAGUAUCAGAGAACUUAAUUACAGACUAUGUUAUUAGAGUAGACAAGUUGGAUGAAAUGUUUAAAGUUGAAAGCCCAGAAAUAUAAUGCCCUAUAUGUUUCUAACUAGAAGAAAUCCCAGAAAUGCAUAUUCGAGAAGGAAUUAGACUUUAUAGACAGGAAUAUAAUAUCUAGAUAGAAAAAGUUAAAAACAGAGGAUUCAUACCAAUUUACAGGUGCAAAAACAUAGCGAUCUUCACAGACGCAGGAUAUAUGAAAAUUGGAAAUAUUGAAUAUGCUUCAAUAGGAAUUAUUGAUAUGUUUAAUUGUGUAUAACGCUCACAUGAAAUUACUCUCACUGCAAUAGCCAAAGAAAGAAAAGUUAAACUGAACAAUGUAGUUGGAGAACUAAUAGCUAUAAAAAAAGCUAUAGAGUAUAUUGAGAGGAAAUAUAUAGGGAUUGGUGGUAAGGCAAUCUCAGAUAAAGGAAUCUAAGUCUAACAUUUUGAUUAAAUCACUAUUUAUACUGAUUCACUAAUUUCUGUGGAAAUCAUGGAAAAGUGGAUAUAUAGGUGGACGAAAGAAGAAGAAUCAAUGAACAAUGAUAAUGCAUACCUGUUAGUAGAGAUACACUAAAAAUUACUAUAAUACUAACAAAUUAAGCUAGAACAUGUAAGAGGACACUAAAGAAACGGGAACUGGAAAACAAUAGGCAACCACUAUGCAGACAGAGCAGCAACAUACUCAAUUACACACAUGUGGCUUGCUCCUAGAUGCAAAAUGACUAUACCCGAAAUUGAAGAUGAUGGAAACAACUCGGCGAUUUGUUAAACAUGCCUAAAGAACAAAUGGAAGCCAGCAGAUAAAGAAACAAGAAUUCAAAUGAAAUAGUAGAUGAAAAAAGAUGCAAACCCAGCCAAAUAAUAAAUGGAAAUAAACGGAGUGCUUAAACAAUACAUCAAUAGCAACUUUCAAACCCAUGGAAAAGUAGAUUGGGUUAAUGAAGUGGAAAUAGGCAGAUAAAAAGUUUGGCAGGGGAAAUCAUACAAGUUCUAUAGAUUCUUCUAGGAGGAAGUUAUAUAUAGAAAAGCACUUAUAAAAACAAUGCAAUAGCAAAUGUAGCUAUAAGAAGAUUCUGAAUAACGAGAAACUCAAGAUAAAGAAAGAUAGAGACAAAAGUUCAUAAGGUUCUAAUAGGCAAGUAUUGGAGACACAACUAAAUAGGACACCCACCUUGACGAAUAUCCAUUUGAUGAAAAAGAUAUAAAAGAAGGAGCAAUUACAGAAUAAGAAAAAGUCUAGAAAUAAUGGCUAUCUAGAUAACUUUAUGAUUUAUAUAAAAAUAAAGAUGAAAAAGGUAAGUUAGAUAUGAUAGAAAAUUUAGCAUUAUAAGAUAAAGUAGACAUAGCAACAAUCAGUAUCAGAAGGAUAGUGUUGAAAACAAAUGACAAAGAUAUGUCAAAAAGUAUCUAGUUUGAAGAUAUUUUGAGACAUAACUUAGAAAAGGAAUAUGAAGAAAUUCUAUAAAGAAGAGGGACUAGAUAAUUUAUUAGGAAAAGAAUGAAAAAAUUGAAUAUAAUAGGAGACUUCGACAAAAAACAACCUGGAAAUUACUUUAAGAUAGAAAAAAUCAAAACUCUGGAUUGGGAUAGAAUUGCUAACUAAGGGACUAAAUUUCAAUUUUCUAUCUUGACUUAAGAUAAACAAGAGAGACAAAUAGCAGUAAAAAAUAUCUAGUGGAAUGCGGAUAAUGAACUUACCUAGAAAUUUAGAAAAGAAUACUACAGAAUUAUGCCAACAAUAUGGAAAGGACUAAUGAAAGCACAAGGAUUUUAUGGGAAUGGAAGUGGUAAAGGUAUUUAUGAGUGUUAAAUCUGUAAAACUAUGAGAGGACAAAAAGGGAUCAGAGCUAGCAUAUAACACUUGUACAAUUGCGUGGAGGAUUUAGUGGAAAACGUAGAAGCUAGAACCUAAAACUACUUACAACUUCUGUAGGAUAGGGGAUAUUAGAAGGAUGUAGCAACAAAAAGAUGUGAAAAGUUUAAAAAGGAGGAAGAAUAGUGGAUAAACAUAAUUGAACCAGACUAUGAAUCAAUAUAUGAAGUAGCGAUUACUUAUGGACUUAUAAGGAAGUACACUAUUGAUUCAAGUAAGAUUAAGCACUUAGCAAGCACAGUUUAAAUGACCAGCAAGAUAAUAGGACUUUACAAAAAUCUGAAUAGAGACAGGGAUUAAAUAGUGAAAAAGCUAACAUGGGAAGAAUGUGAGGAAGCAAACAAAGGAUAAGUGCAAUGGAAGAAAAAGUGGAAACCGACAACAGUCGAGACGGAAAAACUUGUUAGAGUAAUCAAGGUUAAAGAAAAUUCGGAAGAGCUGCGAGCUCCAAUACCUACAGAAGCUGCUGAUAGAAGGGGGAUCAUAAGUGAACCUGAAAGUCGGAAGCUGAAGUAAGUAGAAGAACUUAAGGCUCUGGAAGAAGAAGUAUUUUUCCAAGAGAACUCGAACGAUAUUAUUGAAUAAGACUUUUUAGUCUUACACGAUAAUUCGGUAGAACGUAACAUACGGUAAAACGGUGAAAUGCCUGGUUUAGUUGACAUUUCCGUUGUUUUACCUUAAAAAAUCCAAAAGCCUAGCUAAACACAAGAAACUAGAAUCCAUACUCAAGAACAAAUCUAAAUAAUGAAUGAAUACAGAAACCAAGAAUUAGAAGACUUAGUUAUGAAUUAUGACCUAACAGACCAAGAGGAACCAAUACCAAGAAGCGCCUUAGUUGUGCAGGUAAGGGGAAUCAAAGUACAAUAGCUGCCAUAAAAUGUGGAAACUACAAUGGAAGAUAUUAGAGAAGAAUUCUGUUAAUCUAGAAAGGAAACAGCUAACCUAAUCUAAGAAGCACUAUGGAAUCAAAGAAUAGAAAAAAGAGAUGGAUUCAAAAAACAAAAAAAGGAGAGAAUGAAUAAAUUCAAAAAAGUUGAAAUCAAGAAAUUUGAAAAUCCUAAAAUUAUCGGUGACUAUAUUUUGAAUAUUGAAAAAGAAAGCAGAAAAUUAGAAAAAUUAACCAAGAUCAAAGAAAAGAAGAUUGAUAAAGCAAGAGAAAGUUUGAGGAAACAAUAUGUAUUAGAAAAUGUGUAAUAACAAGAACUAAUGGUGGUAGAUGAAAAUCCGAUGAAUAGUAUGAAAAUGUAAUCAAUUAGAUAAGUUUCUGAACAAAAAAGAGUGUUCUAAACUGAAAUAAUUAAUCCGAUUAGGUAAGAAUAAGAAUCUAUGUAAUAUAAAAAUGCUAAGAAGAAUGUUGGAAGAGAAAAGAAAAUGUAAUAAAUCGAAAAAUAAGAAAAAGAAAAAAUGAGAAAAUAAACAUAGUAAUACUUUGAUUAAUCUUAUGCUAUGGUAAAAAUGAGACUAUACAAAAGUACAAGUAUUGGAAGUAAGGUGCUAAAAAGUUUUCCGGACAGUAUAUAUGGUAAUCUAAAAGAUGAGUUGAAGAAUACAUUGAAACUUUUCAAAUUUAAAGAAAUAAAAAGAGAUAAACAGAACAAAGAGUUUAAAGUGACAAACAAAUUCUUAGAAAUAAUUGAACAAAAGAAUAAAGAAGGUGAUUGGUUUAUUGAUGAGGAGAAUAAUCUUGAAGCAAUAGAAUAUGAAAAAGUGGUUAAGUAAGUUAUAUUGGCUGAGUAGGUAGUUUAGCAGGAGAAAAGUCCUGAGAAACCCUAUAAAACAGUAUAGCAUACUACAAAAUCAUAGCUACUGGGCAAAAGCACAGUACCAAGAAAAAAUAUGGAAAGGGGUAAAUAUGUCAUUACAAAACAAGAUGAAAAAAUCUUGGAGUAGAAUGGUAUAAAUAUCCCUAAACCCAUCCCAUUUAGUCAUAUUCAGAUCCCAAAAGGGGCUUCAGAGAUAGAAGUUGCUAGAAUAGUGCAAGAUAAUCAAAAUAGGAAGUUAACCUAUGAUGAAGCCAUUAUAGAAAGAAAUUUGAAACUUUUCGAUGAGCUUAUUAAAAUUCAAAAUGCAUUUGCACUACCAGUUAACCAGAUCAAUAACUAAACUAAACAAGAAAGAUGCUUGGUUAAUGCCAUAAAUGAUAACAAAAAGAAAGAUAAACAUAGGAAACUUGUGAGACUACUUCCUAAAAACUUUGAUAAAUAUGAUUAAGAAAGAAUUAAACUCAAAUAAGAAAUGCCAGUGACUAAGAGAGGUCUAAAAAUGCUUGAAAACAAGAAAAAUUUAAAUACCUUAAAUCCGGAGGAUACAACAACAAUGAGACAAACUGAUGACAUAAUGAGUGAUUCUAAUGAAGAAGGAGGUAUCUAGGACUCCAAAAGAAAGAGAUUGAAGAAACAGUGA
Molecule: messenger RNA, 4485 nt
Organism: Stylonychia lemnae
Lineage: Eukaryota; Ciliophora; Spirotrichea; Sporadotrichida; Oxytrichidae
Source: the annotation of a GenBank genome assembly